Molecule: messenger RNA, 328 nt
Organism: Nannochloropsis gaditana CCMP526
Exons: 3
Coding region: 28-204 (58 amino acids)
Source: RefSeq, a predicted model, not a curated record
UUCCCUCCCUCCCUCUCUUCCAGGUACAUGAAGGACGGCGCGGUCCACUCGGCCAAACUCAAGGGGGCUCUUGAGGGGGCAGCCCGCCUCCAAUACUGGGAGCAACUUCGCAAAUUUCAGCCUCCAUCAAAGGAGGGAGGGAAAGAGGGGGAGGAGGAGGAGGAGGAAGAGGCAACAAAGGAGAUUGAGAAGGAGGAAAAAUAAGGGGGGCCCUGUCUGGUCCCGAAAGCAAGCACUCAUGUUUAUAAGGCAGGUGGACGAGGUACUGCGCUGAAAUAUAAGGCAACCCCGAGGGUGUUUUUGAUCAACUCUAAAGAAAGAAUACGAG